This is a messenger RNA of Oryctolagus cuniculus (rabbit), 2556 nucleotides long. The record is from RefSeq and is a predicted model, not a curated record. NCBI's taxonomy places the organism in Eukaryota, Metazoa, Chordata, Mammalia, Lagomorpha, Leporidae.
AGCGUUCCUCGGCGGGGAUCGGCGCCGCUGGUCGACUGGGCGGAGUGUGCACGCUGCUUGGCUCGGCAGACUGAUCCCGCCGCCCGCCCCCUGGAGCAACGAUGUUGGGCCACAACGUGCCGAAGCCCGCGGCCCGCGAGGCGGGCUCGGCGCUCCUAGAGGACCAGGAGAACAUCAACCCCGAGAAGGCGGUGCACGCCCAGCAGCCGCGGGCCCAGGCUGCUCUGGCAGUACUGAAGGCUGGGAACUCCCGGGGUCCAGUUCCACAACAGAGGCCCAAGACGCGACGGGUUGCACCUCUUAAGGAUCUUCCUAUAAAUGAUGAGCAGGUCUCUGUUCCUCCUUGGAAAGCAAACAGUAAACAGCCUGCAUUCACCAUUCAUGUGGAUGAAGCAGAAGAGGAGCCUCCCAAGAGGCCCACGGAAUCUAAAAAAGACAAGCCUGAAGAUGUCCUGGCUUUUAAUUCAGCCAUCACUUUACCUGGACAAAGAAAACCACUGGUACCUCUUGAUUAUCCAAUGGAUGGUAGUUUCGAGUCACCAUAUACUAUGGACAUGUCAAUUGUAUUAGAAGAUGAAAAGCCAGUGAGUGUUAAUGAAGUCCCAGACUACCAUGAGGAUAUUCACACAUAUCUUAGGGAAAUGGAGGUUAAAUGUAAACCUAAAGUGGGUUACAUGAAGAAACAGCCUGACAUCACUAACAGUAUGAGGGCUAUCCUCGUGGACUGGUUAGUUGAAGUAGGAGAGGAAUAUAAACUACAGAAUGAGACUCUGCAUUUGGCGGUGAACUACAUCGAUAGGUUUCUUUCUUCAAUGUCUGUGUUGAGAGGAAAGCUUCAGCUUGUGGGCACUGCUGCUAUGCUGCUAGCCUCAAAAUUUGAAGAAAUAUACCCACCAGAAGUAGCAGAGUUUGUAUACAUUACAGAUGAUACCUAUACAAAGAAACAAGUUCUGAGAAUGGAGCAUCUAGUUUUGAAAGUCCUUGCUUUUGACUUAGCUGCACCAACGGUAAAUCAGUUUCUUACCCAAUACUUUCUACAUCAGCAGCCUGCAAACUGCAAAGUCGAAAGUUUAGCAAUGUUUUUGGGAGAAUUAAGUUUGAUAGAUGCUGACCCAUACCUAAAGUAUCUGCCAUCAGUUAUUGCUGGAGCAGCAUUUCAUUUAGCACUCUACACAGUCACGGGACAAAGCUGGCCUGAAUCAUUAGUACGAAAGACUGGAUACACUCUGGAGACUCUUAAGCCUUGUCUCAUGGACCUUCACCAGACCUACCUCAAAGCACCACAGCAUGCACAACAAUCAAUAAGAGAAAAGUACAAAAAUUCAAAGUAUCAUGGUGUUUCCCUCCUCAACCCACCAGAGACACUAAAUGUCUAACAGUGAAAGACUGCAUUUGUUUCUAAGAUGUAAAUCACUCAAAGUAUAUUGUGUACAGUUUUUAUCUUGGGUUUUGAAUGUUACAAUCAUUUCUGAAUACAGAAGUUAUGGACAAGAACAAAUUAUGGUAUCUAUUACUUUUUAAAUGGUUUUAAUUUGUAUAUCUUUUGUACAUGUAUCUAUCAUAGAUAUUUGGCUAAUUUUAAGUGGUUUUGUUAAAAGUAUUAAUGAUGCCAGCUGUCAGGAUAUUAAGAAUUAAUAAAUUGAUUUGGAAAAUUUUAUAAGUCAAAUUUAAUUUGAGAUAAAAACCUGACUUCAAGAUUUCUUAGAAAAGUUACCUGGCUUAUACAGUACAGUGGGGAGUGGAAAGCCACUCUCUAAAAAGUUGACUUUAGGAAAACAGACCCUCAAUGUUCUAAUAUCCAUUUUCCUAAGCAACUGGAUCAGUCUGCCGAUUUCUGCACAAUAAAUCUGUGCUUAUUUACCAGUACGAUGAAAAUCAUUCUUCUUUGUACACACACAGCAGCCUAUCAGAUUAUUUUAUUCAUCAUCAAUUUUUACACUUUACACAUACACAGGUUGGUGAAUAAGGCUUUGAGAUGACAAAAUUUUCAGAGAAAAAGCUCUAGAACAUUCACUUUAAUGUUAAAAAAAUAAAACUUAGGGAUUUGUGAAUAAAUGAUACCCAGGUUGUUAGCACUGAAUAAAUACAUCUAAUAGUUAUAUAUACAAAUAUACAACUAUGUUAGCUUUAAUUAGCAGCUCUCUUCUUUUUUCUCUUUUUCAUUGGCUUUUUACUUGGUGCUUUUUCUUGUUUCCCAAUGGUGGUCUGUGUUCUGCGGAUAAAGUAAAAUAAAUUAACAGUUCACUUAAUUAUGCUUAAGUUUUGGAUCACUGAAAUAGGAGGUCUUUUAUUUUUUUGCACUAGGGUACAAAAUGUGACAGCAGGAAAAGUAAAUACAGUAACCCUGAAAGGUAUCCAAAAAUAGUUUAAUAGAGAGUUAGGUGCUAAUUUUUAUUAAUUACAGGGUGAAAAAAAACACAUAAUAGCUGAUGAAAAAGGGAUGUCUGUGUAUAACAGUUCUGUAAGAUGAGAGUCAAACCAGAGAGCAAGCCUCAAACUCUUAAGUUACAUGUACAUGUUUGAAAUAAACCAAAAACUUGUUACCUUAAAAAAAAA